Condylura cristata (star-nosed mole) is the source of this 8832-nucleotide messenger RNA. It is a transcript of the gene ARHGEF12, whose product is annotated as Rho guanine nucleotide exchange factor (GEF) 12. Lineage: Eukaryota; Metazoa; Chordata; Mammalia; Eulipotyphla; Talpidae. The record is from RefSeq and is a predicted model, not a curated record. Gene Ontology annotation, biological process: G protein-coupled receptor signaling pathway; Rho protein signal transduction. Bases 424 to 5058 code for a protein of 1544 amino acids. Gene Ontology annotation, molecular function: G protein-coupled receptor binding; GTPase activator activity; guanyl-nucleotide exchange factor activity. The transcript has 41 exons. Gene Ontology annotation, cellular component: cytoplasm.
GAGACGAGAGGGCCCGGCCCCGCCGCGGCGGCGGGGACUCGCAGGCCCCCGAGACUCCGGAGGAGGAGCCGACACCCAUCCCCUAGCUGGUCCCGCCCGGGCCCCCUUCUCCGCGGCUCGCCGACUUCCCUUCGCGACCAAGUUGGCUCCUUGUGCCCGUGGAGGAUUGAGCUCUAGCUCUAGAACGCGCCUGCUGGCAGACUUUCUCGGUUUGUUUUGGGAGAUCACUGGUUUUGUUCCAAUUCCCAUCCCCUUUCCUUGACCCUUUCCCGUCGGACGUUCUAGAUGACUGAAUGGAGUUUUGAGUUGGACUUUUGUGUCCCCUACGGAGUCGGGCCUGAUCCCAGAGCACGGGGGGUGGGGUGGAGGUGUUCCUGUAAAAUGCAAGUUGGAUAAAAGGAGGACCUCUCGCCAAGGGCCCCAAUGAGUGGCACACAGUCUACUAUCACCGACAGGUUUCCCCUCAAAAAACCUAUAAGGCAUGGAAGUAUUUUGAACCGAGAGUCACCAACAGAUAAGAAGCAGAAAGUUGAGCGCAGUGCAUCACAUGAUUUUGACCCCACAGAUAGCUCCUCCAAGAAGACAAAAUCUAGUUCAGAGGAGAGUAGAUCGGAGAUAUAUGGUCUUGUUCAGCGUUGUGUAAUCAUCCAGAAGGAUGACAAUGGAUUUGGGCUGACGGUCAGUGGAGACAAUCCAGUUUUCGUACAGUCUGUCAAAGAAGAUGGGGCAGCCAUGCGGGCUGGAGUCCAGACAGGUGAUCGGAUCAUCAAGGUGAAUGGAACUCUGGUGACUCAUUCAAACCAUUUCCAGGUGGUGGAGCUAAUCAAAUCUGGUUCCUUUGUAGCUCUUACUGUUCAGGGACGCCCACCUGGGUCGCCCCAGAUUCCACUGGCUGAUUCUGAGGUAGAACCAUCAGUCUCUGGACAUAUGUCUCCCAUCAUGGCAUCCCCUCAUUCACCUGGAGCAUCUGGGAAUAUGGAAAGAAUUACUAGUCCUGUGCUCAUGGGGGAGGAAAACAAUGUGGUUCAUAACCAGAAAGUAGAAAUUCUGAGAAAAAUGUUACAGAGAGAGCAGGAACAGCUACAGUUAUUGCAGGAAGAGUACAACCGAACACCUGCCCAAAGAUUGCUAAAAGAAAUCCAGGAGGCCAAGAAACACAUUCCUCAGCUGCAAGAGCAGUUAUCCAAAGCCACAGGCUCUGCUCAGGAUGGAGCUAUAGUUAUGCCCUCCAGGCCUUUAGGUGACACAUUAACAGUCAAUGAAGUAGAAGCAGACACUGGAGAGGGACUAGGCAGAAUUGACUACAGCAGUGGAGAUGCUUCUCGGCCCGGUAGUGACAGUGCAGAUAGUCCCAAGAGUGGCCUAAAAGAGAGGAUUUAUCUAGAGGAAACCCUUGAGAAGAGUGAACUAAUUCAGGAUACUGACAGUCAGUCACUUAUUGGGAGUCCUUCAACUCGUGUAGCACCUCAUAUUAUUGGAGCAGAGGAUGAUGAUUUUGGUACUGAACAUGAACAGAUCAACGGGCAGUGCAGCUGUUUCCAGAGCAUUGAACUGCUGAAAUCUCGUCCUGCUCACUUGGCUGUUUUCUUGCACCAUGUGGUUUCUCAGUUUGACCCUGCAACAUUGCUCUGUUAUCUCUAUUCAGACUUGUAUAAACAGACCAAUUCCAAGGAGACUCGUCGUGUAUUCCUUGAAUUUCAUCAGUUCUUCCUGGAUCGAUCUGCACACCUGAAAGUUCCUGUUCCCGAUGAGAUAUCAGUAGAUCUAGAAAAAAGAAGACCUGAGCUUAUUCCUGAGGAUCUACAUCGACACUAUAUCCAAACUAUGCAGGAAAGAGUCUACCCAGAAGUUCAGAGACACUUAGAAGAUUUUAGGCAGAAACGUAGUAUGGGACUGACCUUGGCUGAAAGUGAACUGACUAAACUUGAUGCAGAGCGAGACAAAGAUCGGGCAGCUCUGGAGAAGGAGCGGGCAUGUGCGGAACAGAUUGUUGCCAAAAUUGAAGAAGUGUUGAUGACUGCUCAGGCUGUAGAAGAAGAUAAGAGUUCGACAAUGCAGUAUGUUAUUCUCAUGUACAUGAAGCAUCUGGGAGUAAAAGUGAAAGAACCACGAAAUUUGGAGCACAAGCGAGGUCGUAUUGGAUUUCUUCCAAAAAUCAAACAAAGUAUGAAGAAAGACAGGGAAGGUGAAGAAAAAGGGAAACGAAGAGGCUUCCCCAGCAUUCUGGGACCCCCAAGGAGACCAAGCCGCCAUGACAGUGGUGCAAUUGGCAGGGCCAUGGAACUCCAGCAGAAGCAGCGCCAUCCUAAGCACUUAUCCACACCCUCAUCUGUGAGUCCUGAGCCACAGGAGUCUGCUAAGAUACGCCAGAGUGGGUUAGCAAGCGAUGGAACAGACAUUGGAUACUUGCCAGCCAAUUCCAUGUCCUCUGUGUCUUCAGGGGUUCCCCUUCCCCAGGAAGGAGGGAAAGAGAAUGAUAUGGGAUCAAAGCAAGUUGGAGAAACACCAACAUCCGGCGACUCCCUAGAGAGCACACCACGUACACCCAACACAUUCUUUGAUUUCACACCUCCUACACUAGACCAAGUACAGGAGGAGGAGUGUGAAGUAGAAAGAGUGACUGAGCAUGGAACACCAAAGCCCUUUCGAAAGUUUGACAGCUCAGCUUUUGGAGAAAGUCAAAGUGAAGAUGAACAGUUUGAAAAUGACUUAGAGACAGAUCCACCCAACUGGCAACAGCUUGUUGGUCGAGAUGUGUUAGUGGGACUAAAGCCUUGUGAGAUCAAAAGACAGGAAGUAAUUAAUGAAUUGUUCUAUACCGAAAGAGCUCAUGUUCGAACAUUGAAGGUUCUUGAUCAGGUGUUCUAUCAGCGAGUCUCCAGAGAAGGAAUUCUGUCACCUUCAGAACUACGGAAAAUCUUUUCAAACUUGGAAGAUAUUCUUCAACUUCACAUUGGACUGAAUGAGCAAAUGAAGGCUGUUCGAAAGAGGAAUGAGACUUCUGUUAUUGAUCAGAUUGGGGAAGAUUUGCUGACCUGGUUCAGUGGCCCAGGCGAGGAGAAGUUGAAACAAGCAGCUGCCACCUUUUGCAGCAACCAGCCUUUUGCCCUGGAAAUGAUCAAGUCUCGUCAGAAAAAGGAUUCUCGAUUCCAGACUUUUGUGCAAGAUGCUGAGAGCAAUCCACUGUGUCGUCGCCUGCAACUGAAAGAUAUCAUACCCACCCAAAUGCAGAGGCUUACUAAGUACCCUCUUCUGUUGGAUAAUAUUGCCAAAUACACAGAAUGGCCAAUAGAAAGGGAGAAGGUGAAGAAAGCUGCUGAUCACUGUCGUCAGAUCUUAAAUUAUGUAAAUCAGGCUGUCAAGGAAGCAGAAAACAAGCAGCGCUUAGAAGAUUAUCAGCGUCGCCUCGAUACCUCCAAUCUGAAGUUGUCAGAGUACCCAAAUGUUGAAGAGCUCAGGAAUUUGGAUUUAACAAAAAGGAAGAUGAUUCAUGAAGGACCAUUGGUCUGGAAAGUGAAUAGAGAUAAAACUAUUGAUUUAUACACAUUGCUGCUGGAAGACAUUCUUGUCCUGCUACAAAAGCAGGAUGAUAGACUGGUAUUAAGGUGCCAUAGUAAGAUCCUGGCAUCUACAGCUGAUAGCAAACACACAUUUAGCCCUGUCAUUAAGUUGAAUACCGUGUUGGUUCGACAAGUAGCAACAGAUAACAAAGCUUUAUUUGUCAUCUCCAUGUCAGACAACGGAGCCCAAAUUUAUGAACUGGUGGCACAGACAGUUUCUGAAAAGACUGUGUGGCAGGACCUAAUAUGUCGGAUGGCUGCAUCAGUGAAGGAGCAAUCCACCAAGCCCAUCCCAUUGCCGCAGUCAUCACCGUGCGAAGGAGACAAUGAUGAAGAAGAACCUCCAAAAUUAAAAGUAGAACAUCAUGGUCUUUCAGUCACUGGUAUACAGAGUCCAGAGAGAGAUUUGGGAUUAGUGUCUCCCUUAAUAUCAUCCAAACCUCAAUCGCAUUCACUGGACACCUCUGGAAAAUCGGAGGUAGAUGACCUCUUUGCUACUGAGAGACAGUUUGCAAAAGAGCAACAUGAAGAUGGGACUCUAAAGGAAGUUGGAAUAAAUUAUCAAAUCACAAUCCCAGAUCCACAUUUGCCUGUCUCAGAAGAACGGUGGGCCUUGGAUGCACUAAGGAAUUUGGGUUUGUUGAAGCAGCUGCUGGUACAGCAGCUGGGUUUAACUGAGAAGAGUGCUCAGGAAGACUGGCCACGUUUCCCCAGACACAGGACAGCCUCUCCAGAGGAGCAGGCAGAUGGUCAAACCCAGAACUCUGAAAACAUUAAGGCCUAUCACCCUGGUGAAGGACAGAUGCCCUUCAGAACUGGAACUGGUGACAUUUCAACUUGUUAUAGUCCACGGACUUCUACUGAAUCAUCUGCUUCACGAGAUUCAGUAGCACUGGCAUUCCAAGAUGGCCAGGCAAGUAAUACUUUAGUAACGGGCCAUAUGCUUAUGGUCCCAGAGAUGCCUCCUGCAGAGCCAGAAGUGGGUCUUGAUGAGAGUGGAGAGCACUUUUUUGAUGCCCGUGAAGCACAUAGUGAUGAUAAUCCAUCAGAAGGUGAUGGAGCAGCUAAAAAGGAAGAGAAGGAUGUUAAUUUACGCAUCUCAGGAAACUUUCUGAUCCUCGACGGCUAUGAAACAGUACAGGAGAGCUCCACGGAUGAUGACCUCACCUCCCUUCCCCCACAACACUUGACAGGCCUCCCCUCCACGGACUCUGCCCACCAGCACCAGCAGUCUCCCAAGAAUGCUCAUUCUGAUGGGGCUGUUUCACCAUUCACCCCAGUGUUCCUGGCCCAGCAGCGCUGGGGAGCUAUGGAGGAUUCCUGUUUUGAAGUCCAGAGUCCUUCCUCUUGUGCAGAUUCACAGAGCCAGAUCAUGGAGUAUAUUCGUAAGAUAGAGGCUGACCUUGAACACUUAAAGAAAGUAGAAGAGAGUUACACCAUUCUUUGCCAAAGGCUGGCUGGAUCAGCCCUCACAGACAAACACUCAGAUAAAAGUUAGAGCCGCCUGUCCAGGAGGUGACUGAAGGUUGUUGGAUUUUGAGCUUCGACCUUGUAUCACUACAUCCUGGCUGCAGUGUGGACACAAAGAAUGUGUGACAGAGGACCUGCCUGUGAACCCCUCUGGGGUUAGCCGUGUCCCAGGGUGCCCAUAGUGGGACUAGUUCUUCACAAUGUGGCAGCUGCACUAGUCUGUCAGUGAGGGAAUCCAUUCUCUCACUCUGCUCUCCUCACUAUUGGAAAUUCGUUUUGAUUCAGAACAAAAACCAAAUGUAUAGAGUUUUGGGUGUAGGAUAUGAAAUUUUACUUAGACUUAAAGAAAAAGAGAAAAUCAGUUGUAUUUAUUUGACUUCAUUCCAUAUUUGAAAGCACAUUUUAAUUUUUUUUUUUUUGCCAUGUUUUGUUUUGAAUAGUGAGAGUUUUAGCCCUUUGUAUUUUGUACACCCAAGGAUCAGUUGCUCCUGAAGCAGAGUUCAAAUGGGGUAUUAGGAAGUUGGGGAGAGUGGUGAUGAAGAGGAGGAAGUGAGAAGAGGGUGGGGGGAGCAUCUUGUCUUCACUAAACUGUACUCUAUGCCUCUGCUGUCCAAUAGGCUGUUUCUCUGUGGGUCACCUCAAAGGUGUGGUAUGCCCGAGGCUCCUAUCUGCAGAGGACUGGCACUGAGUGCUUCCCAGGUGGUCAGAUUAGGUGGACAGCCCCCCACCUGAGGCAAGCACCUCUUCUUUGUAACUGGGAUCAACCCAAUUAACAGGAAUCCUCAAUGUACUAAAUAGCAGGCACUUGAAAAUGGGUGUGUUUUCUUCUUUUCUAUUGAGGGUUGGGACUUGGGAGGGAGAGGAAAGCAAAUUUUAUUUUCUUGAUUAUAAAUUUGUUAUUCUUGAUGUUAUUUCAUUUUUAUAAUUAUUCAUUAGACUUUGGCACUUGUGUAAAUUAUCCCUGCAGAUCAAGCAGGAAGUAAAACCAAGUACAUGGAGAUGCUUCAGAUGGUGGCGGGUGUGGGUUGCUGACGAAGGGUGGGCUGGGAGCGGGUAGGAGUCCGGGAAGGUUAUCUAAUUGAAUCACUACUGAGUUGAACAAUGGCAGUUACUAGCCACGGGUAUUGCUGAUGAUAAGGCCAGUAAACUUUUAGUACCUGGAGGUUUGACUCUGAUUUUUGCACUGAUGGUGCCAAAGGGCUCUGUGAGUACAAAGGAGAGCCGAGAGUGGAGUGGAGAAAGGUGUGAUGAAGAAGGCAGAGCUGCUCAAGCCAACACCAGAAGCACCUCCUCUGACUUCAUUCACUGCUGGCGCUUUUCCACACCGGGGCAUGACUGACCUUAAAAAUUGCAGACCAGAACAUACACUGGACCCUGCAGGCAAGGUGUUGGUACCCGCCUGCUCGGGGUGGGUAGUAGUCUUGGCAGCACCCCACAGAGGACGAAUGUUUCAGAAUUGUGACUUGAGGACACCUUCACUUUUAUCGGCUUUCUGUGGUUUUCUUCGUGCUUCAAGUACAUGUUUUGGAGUAAUUUUGCCAACUAAAACUAAAUUAUUUGUCAAAUGUUAAAAUUUUCUUAAUGUGCAGGGAGUUCAUCUACUGCUCAUAUCUUUCAGUAGUACCUUCUGAACUCUGGGUAAACAGGAUAUAAUUUUAUUAUAUUUCCUGCAGUCUGAUAUAUAUACAUAAAUAUAUAUUCUCCCCCUCAUUACCAAUGACAAGUUCCCAACUUCUUUUGUAAACACCACUACAACUUAGCAAGCACAUCUAUGUCCAGAUUCUUGUUUGUGUCUUUCCAAAACUGAUCUGGUUUGGAUCGUUGGACCUCAUCUGUAAAUUAGAGUUAUAUUUUGAGUCCUAGGCCAAGUAAAUCAGAAUGGACUUAAAAAUUUUUAGAAGCAGAAGCUAAUAUAUAAAUGAAGCUUGGAACUUGAAUUUUCUGUAUCUCUUAAGAGAAGCAAGUAGAAACCAAAUGGUUCCACAGUGCUGCUGGGUAAUGUAAUUGCUCCCAACUCAAAGGGCUGCACCUGUAGCCACUUCACACUGAUGCCAUCAGUGGGCAAUUAAUCAGGAGAAAGGUAAAUAUAAAUAGAACUUUCGUGUUAACUUCAGACACUACAGGGUAAUUACAUAAUUCUCUGGCACUCAAUUAAGGAGCUUUCUAAGUUAGCAAAGUUUUGGUUUUUCUUCUAGCUCAGCCAGAAUCUCAUCUAGCACAAUUUGCUUUUCUCUAUUUGCAGUUAAACUUCUUGGAACAAUAACAGGGCUAACUGGAAAAAAAUUAUUGGACCAUAACUCUAGUACUUCUAAAUAAAUUCAUGUUGAGAUUUUUCAAAGAAAAUCUAAUUCUGAAAAGUUUCCCCCAAUUUUAAGUGUUUUUAUCUUAGCAGCCUAACUUCUUUCCUCUUCUAUUCCAACCUGGCCCUCCACCCGUUUUGUUUCAUUUUGGACAUUAUGCUCACAUCCAUUUCAUAUGACACUAUCUUUCAACAUGGAAUUAGAUACUCAUCCUAUCUGAGUGACACUGGUUACCAUCAAAGCAUUGUUUUGAAGUUACAGAAUUAGAAAGUAGAGCCUACUUCCACGUGGGAGUGGGCAAGGGGGUAGACAAAGGGCCUUCCCAGAACAGGAGAGCUGGUUGUAGCAGUGGGAGUGACCUGCCGUGACCCUGUUCUCUCGCUGGGCCUAAUGGCUCCUUUGCUAUUAGAUGGCAAAUUACAUUUGGAGUCUCUCCUUCCUUUUCAGAGGACAGAAUUAAUCAAGGCAAAUCAGCCAGGCCCAAAGUGCUGUAAUUUAAAAUCAUGAUUACUGCCCUACAAGCCAUAUGUUUUGCAUACUUUAAAAUCAGCUCACUUGGACUGUUUGAGUUAUCUUUGAGAAUCCAGUAACUCUUUAUUACAUUAGGGUGUGGGAGGUGGAUUCAUAAGCGUCUUUGGCUUUCUUUUCCUUGAAAUGACUUCAAAUGACUAUUAAAAAGGUUAGGUCCCCUUUAAAACAUUUCUUGGUUUCUCAGGGAAGCUCCCUUCCCUGAGGGUGGCAUAUGAUAUUAUUUUGAGAUACUAGAGUUUUGGUCAAUAUUUCCCCCAUCCCUCACGGUCAAUAUUUUCUUCCUGUGUGUCACAGAGAACCAUUGAGAGGUGUGUACAGAGGCCCUUGGAAUGGAAAGCAGGACCUUCCAGUCAGCUUUCUACUGGCUACUCCACACCCCACCUCCCCCAAUAUUAUUGUCAUUUUUGUUUUAUAAAUCACGUUUCUUCUGACUUUCCACCCCUUUACAAAGUGAUGUGCAAAUUUGUUCUUUCCUUUGCCUUAUUCCAUAAGCCUUCCCCAGUGAUACUGAUGGCUUUGACAAUUGGUAGAAAAAUAAUGACCCUCCUAGAAGGAAGCCCUGUCUGCCAUUUCCAGGUGCCAACUGCUAAGCAGAUACACUGCAAAGUGAUAACUGUAGUGUGCACACUGUUGGUUAUUUUUAAUAAGCCUCUUCCUACUAGAACAUUUUAUUUCCUUGUUCACCAUACAAUCAUGUACUCUUUAACAGAAAUUACUUUUAAAAAAAAAAUCUGGAACUAUCUUUUAAAAAACUUUAUUAAUAAUCAUGUAUUUUUACUGAUCACAUUUUGAAAUGCCUAAAAGACUUUAUUGUUCUAAUUAUCCAGAUGUACCUUUGUAAAAUAGCUCUUUUAUGAAUUAGCUGAUAAGGCUCUAUGUUUCUGGAACAAAAUAUUGGUCAUCUAAAACCUUUCUGUUUUCUGGGGUCUGGGAAAAUAGAAAAUGAGAGUUCAAAUAUUAAAUAUGCUUAA